AUCACGUCGGGGUCACAUUGAUCUUUUUUUUUUAAUUCACUUUUUAGAUUAUUCUACGACGAACUUAGAUAUUUCCGAUUUGAAACGACAUUGAUUUUCAAGGUAUACUUUCUUGUGUUCACACAGUCUCGGUGUUGGAUAAACGCGUUCCCGGCUAUUUGACACAUUGGUUGUUUUUCAUUGUAGAUUUAAAAAAAAAAUACUGCAUGUAAAUGGGUAAAUCAGAAGACUCUGAUACUAAAAAUUCAAGAAACAAUACCACCACGGUUGCUGAUCAAAAUAUAGUUAAAGACAUGGACGUGUAUAAGAACAUUGUUUUAUUUGAAGAAGAAGAGUCAUUAAAAAGAUCAUCAGAAGAAGAUGCCCAAAAAUUUUAUGAGACUUGUAACCUCAUUCGCAAAAAUAUGGCUUUAAUCUCUAAACUUAAAUCUAGUACUGACACUAAUACAAAAGAUCAAAUAAAAGAAUUCCAGAUAGAAACAGCAUUGGCUUUCAUGGAGUUGAAAAAACUUAAUCGUAUGGAGAAAUUUAGGACAAAGCAUGCUCGAGAUUCAUUGAAUACAGCUAAAGCAAAUGUGGAUAAUAGACAUUUGCAAUUACAAAAUUUAAUAUAUGAAGUAAUACAUUUAAAAAAGGAAGUUAUGAAAUGUUUACAAUUCAAAUCUAAAGAUGAAAAGAUUAAAUUAGUUUCUGAAGAGGAAUUUUACAAGGAUGCUCCAGAAUCAGUUACGAGACCUAGUGUUACGUUGAAUGAUCCUCAUCAACGAAGAUUAGCUAGACUUGAGUGGGAGUUAACACAAAGGAAACAAUUAGCAACCUUAUGUGAUAAUCUUACUGAAACUAAGAAAAGUGUUGCUACAAGCAUAGAAUCCAAACAAUCUCGUUUAGAUAAUUUAGCUCCUCAGUUGCGUGGCAUUUUGGAGGCAAGUAAACCACUACAAGAAAGUCUUGGAUUACCAUUAGAUAAACUUAAAUUGGAACAUGAGAAAGCUGCUUUACUUUCACCAUCUCUGUAUAUUCUCUAUGCAAAAGCAUCCGCAUUCAGAGAUGCUUGUGAUUCUACAUUGAUGGUGUCAGUUGAAGGUGAUGAAGAUGAAGCAAAGCGAGUUUCUAAUCAAGACGGUGGUCAAGAAUCAGAUUCUGAUAAUGAAAAUCAGUCAGAAAAUCAGCCAGAAGAACCUCCUGUACAUAAAAAGAGACAUCACAGAAUAUCAAAAGAAGCAAGACAAGAAGAAAAGAAAAUUCGAUUACUCCAAAAACAUCCUCUCAGUGUGAAGCUCAUUGUUUCAUUCAAAGAUGAUACAAAACUUAAAUUGCAGUUUUACUAUUUAACUGUAUUAAAAGUUAUUACUGUAGAGUCGGAUUUACUGACAGUAAAUCUAGGCGGUAUUAGUGUCGGUGAUAUGCUAGUAUCAGAAUCCGUUUUGCGUGAAUUAUAUCCUGGAGACACAGGAUUGGAAAGUCCAAAUCCCGCAAAUACGUAUCAGUUAGCGAGGCAUAAGCUUGAUUCAUUUUCAUCAUUAAAUCUAGGCAUUCCAUAUAGAUGGGCACAAAGGAUGGCAGGCUUACAUUUUGUUCCAAUCGAUGCUCGAGAACAAAAAUCUGUUAUCCAGGACAAUGCUCAGGACAGCGUUGAAAGUGUACUGAGAGAAAUCAACAAGCGUGUUAAGGCAAGAUUAGAUUUGUGCGCAGAAAUACGUCAACUAGAAACAGGAAGUAUGCCAGUUCUCUCGGGUACAAUAGAUCCGAUACCUCAAAAAGUAUGCACCACUCUCCACAAAUUCGUUAUCUCAUCGUGGAAGAAUUACUGCAGUUCAUUCCGUUGUUCUGAAUUAUCCCAAGAUUUUAUUUCGUCUUCGGACAUCUUUUACGAAGCAGUUUUACGACGAGGCAACAAUGAACUAACCGCUUUUAUUGCAAUCAAACCGGAUUAUCCGAAAGUGAGCUCGAUCUUUCGUAUAAAAUUCCACGAUAAUUUGCCAGCAGGUGUGGAUGUGUUGCGUGAUAUCGAACGCGAAGUAAAUGUUUUGUGGGAAAAACCACCAACUUUAUCAGCACAGCUUCAACGACUACGAUCAUGCUUCGAUAUCUAUUUGGAAACGGAGGGUUUGGCUCCUCGAGAAAAAAUCUUCUUCCAUCCAGUGCGUGGCAGGACGCGAUCAAGACCUUACAAGUAUGUCGAACUCGGCGGUGGAAUAUUCACUCAUCGUUAAAAGCCAUUAACAUUUUCAACUUUGUUUUCUUUUAUAUUUAAGUGAAAUACGAUUUUACAAUCAAUUAUUUAAAUAGUCAAGAUUUUUUACAAGUGUUUGUAUGCGAUAAAUUUUUUUCUUUACACUGUCAAACAUUUUUUUUUGAAUCAAUUUGAAUGUUAUGUAUUUUUUUUGUAAAAACUGCUAAGUUUGCGCAUAUUCACAGGACUAUCAUAAAAAUAUCAAAAACCACCGGUCUGUUUUCUUUUUUUACGACGUGUAAACCAUUUAGUAUUGGCAUAUUGUCAUUUGGCUGAGAAAUUAGGUUAGAAUACUGUAUACUAAAAGGCAUAGAAUACAAUUGAAUU
Molecule: messenger RNA, 2560 nt
Organism: Phymastichus coffea
Lineage: Eukaryota; Metazoa; Arthropoda; Insecta; Hymenoptera; Eulophidae
Gene: thoc5
Product: THO complex subunit 5 homolog
Exons: 12
Coding region: 213-2213 (666 amino acids)
Biological process (GO): positive regulation of DNA-templated transcription, elongation; mRNA export from nucleus
Cellular component (GO): THO complex part of transcription export complex
Molecular function (GO): mRNA binding
Source: RefSeq, a predicted model, not a curated record